Aureobasidium pullulans EXF-150 is the source of this 801-nucleotide messenger RNA. RefSeq lists its product as uncharacterized. The transcript is spliced from 2 exons. Lineage: Eukaryota; Fungi; Ascomycota; Dothideomycetes; Dothideales; Saccotheciaceae. The coding region runs from base 1 to 801 and encodes 266 amino acids. The record is from RefSeq and is a predicted model, not a curated record.
AUGACGAGUGCUGUGCGCGAGAGACAGAGUUGGGCUGAUGGCCCUUGUGAACUUGUACACACACCGCAGUUCUUGACCAAGAAAGAGGACAUCUGGACCAAAGGCGCGACGCAUAUGGCUCUACUACACAAUGCCAUCCUCCGAGGCUUCAACACCAUCUACCUUCAAGCACCCCACGUCAAGCCUGAGGAAUAUUCUGACUUUGUCGGAUACAGCCUUGCUUGGUAUCGAUUUGUCAAAAGUCAUCACGAUGAUGAGGAAGCAGAGCUGUUUCCGAAGGUCGAUCAAGUCCUGAAAGAGAAAGGCAUCUGGGACGAGACACAUCAAGAGCAUGAGUCAUUCCUAGUAGGUCUCGGCGAUUUCCACUCGUAUCUGUCGACCUUGCCGACCGCCUCGACCUUUGACGGCACCAAGCUUGUCACCAUCAUGGACACUUUCCGCAAACCUUUUGCCCACCACUUCCAUCACGAGAUCUCCACUAUCGCUUCCUUCGCUAUCCUCUCUAGCGCUCCACUCGUAGACUCGCCCGAGGCCGAGGCCGCCGCUGUCAUUUUCAAAGCAUGGGGCAAGAAGACUCUCACCAAAGCCGGCAUGACCGACGUCGUUCCAUUCGCCCUGCUCAACCUGGACAGAACUUUCGAAGAAGGCAUGUGGGCCGCUUGGCCACCCAUGCCCGGCCCUGUUCGCUGGAUGAUGGUCAACAUGUUCGGCAGUUGGAAUUGGGCCUGGUGGAAGUUUGCGAGCUGUGAUGCUCAAGGCAACCCUAGGCCAUUGUAUGCCCUACAAGCUCAGGGAACAUAG